Messenger RNA from Acanthopagrus latus (yellowfin seabream), 1598 nucleotides. It is a transcript of the gene scpep1, whose product is annotated as serine carboxypeptidase 1. NCBI's taxonomy places the organism in Eukaryota, Metazoa, Chordata, Actinopteri, Spariformes, Sparidae. The transcript is spliced from 13 exons. Gene Ontology annotation, biological process: proteolysis. Gene Ontology annotation, molecular function: serine-type carboxypeptidase activity. The coding region runs from base 103 to 1425 and encodes 440 amino acids. The record is from RefSeq and is a predicted model, not a curated record.
ACUGCGACACGUCGUCGGUCAGCUGACCGGGUGUGGUCAUGUGAUGUGCUGUGGCCAUAAAGCCGCACAGAGCGGAACCGUGAGCGGUCGCAAGCUGCAACAAUGGCCCGGGCUCCAGGUUCCUGCUGCGCUCUCCUCCUCGCUGUUCUCCUCAGCACAGGGCUCCCCAGUCCCCUGACGAGUAAAGAGGUGUGGAGCUAUGUGGAGGUGAGGGACGGGGCCCACAUGUUCUGGUGGCUCUACUACGCUGACAGCCCGGCUGCACAGUACAAGGACCUGCCUCUGGUCCUGUGGCUGCAGGGGGGACCAGGGGGAUCAGGGACCGGCUUCGGAAACUUUGAGGAGAUUGGACCUCUGAACAGGGACCUAGAGCCCAGAAAGACCAGCUGGGUCCAGGCAGCCAGUGUGUUAUUUGUCGACAACCCUGUGGGCACUGGCUUUAGCUACACUGAGAGCCCAGGUGGCUACGCUACCAAUGUGGCCACGGUGGCCUCGGACAUGCUGGUGCUGCUCAAACACUUCUUUACAGAGAGGCCCGAGUUCCAGAGCAUCCCCUUCUACAUCUUCUCUGAGUCGUAUGGAGGGAAGAUGGCGGCUGCUAUCUCCUUGGAGCUCAGCAAGGCUGUAGCAAAAGGGACGGUGAAGUGCAACUUUGCCGGUGUGGCUCUUGGGGACUCCUGGAUUUCCCCACUGGACUCCGUCAUGACGUGGGGGCCGUACCUCUACAGCACUUCGCUGCUGGAUGAUCACGGCCUGGCGGACGUCAGCAGUGCGGCGGAGGCAGUGAAGGAAGCUGUGGAGCAGCAGCAGUUUGAGAAGGCCACUGAACUGUGGUCUGUGGCGGAGACGGUGAUUGAGCAGAACACCAAUGGAGUCAACUUCUACAACAUCCUCACCCAGGAUCCAGAUGCGAAACUCGCCUCCUCAGCAGGAAAGGACUUCAUCGCUCUGCUGACUCGUCGCCAUAUUCGCCCCCUUCACAGCCAAUCCCUGAGCGAGCUGAUGAAUGGACCAAUCAGGAAGAAACUUGGCAUCAUACCCCAGAACGUCACCUGGGGAGGCCAGGCAGAGGAGGUGUUCAGCUACAUGGCAGGUGACUUUAUGAGACCAGUGGUGGACAUAGUCGACCAGCUUCUGACCGCUGGAGUGAAUGUCACUGUCUACAACGGCCAGCUGGAUCUCAUCGUGGACACCAUUGGUCAGGAGCAGUGGGUGAAUCGGCUGAAGUGGGAUGGACUGCCAGGGUUUCAGGAUCUGAGGUGGACUCCCCUUGACGACCCCGCCUCCCUUGGCGUUACUGGUGCUUUCUACAAGACUUACAAGAACUUUGCCUUCUAUUGGAUCCUCAAAGCUGGUCACAUGAUUCCCUCAGACCAAGGGCCUAUGGCCUUGCAGAUGUUGAAGAUGAUCACCCAGCAGGCCUGAUCCACUAACUCUGAUGCCAGCUGGCUUGGCUCUGACAAUCACUAUGAUCAAAUGAUCUUUUUAUAUUCCUUUUCCUGCUAAACCAAAUCAAGAAUCUCAGUUUUUUUUUUGAUUACAGCACUGACCUGUGUAGACUUCAGCCAGUCCACAAUAAAGACAUUUCUUUUUUGUAA